Messenger RNA from Centrocercus urophasianus (Greater sage-grouse), 2077 nucleotides. It is a transcript of the gene SUCLG1, whose product is annotated as succinate-CoA ligase GDP/ADP-forming subunit alpha. The record is from RefSeq and is a predicted model, not a curated record. Gene Ontology annotation, biological process: tricarboxylic acid cycle. Gene Ontology annotation, molecular function: succinate-CoA ligase (GDP-forming) activity; succinate-CoA ligase (ADP-forming) activity. The transcript has 9 exons. NCBI's taxonomy places the organism in Eukaryota, Metazoa, Chordata, Aves, Galliformes, Phasianidae. Gene Ontology annotation, cellular component: mitochondrion; succinate-CoA ligase complex (ADP-forming). The coding region runs from base 57 to 1052 and encodes 331 amino acids.
GGGCAGUGCUCAGGCGCCGCGUAGGGCCGCCGUGGCGGUGUCAUUGCGAGGGGACGAUGUCUCACUGCAGCGCCGCGGCCGCCCGCCUCCUGGGCCGCUUCCUCCGCCUGCACCAGAAUGGAGUACGACACUGCUCUUACUCAGCAUCAAGGAAAAAUCUGUAUAUUAACAAAGGCACAAAGGUUAUCUGUCAGGGUUUUACAGGCAAGCAGGGCACCUUUCACAGCCAACAGGCAUUGGAGUACGGCACCAAUCUAGUUGGAGGAGUUUCUCCAGGGAAAGGUGGAAAAACACAUCUGGGUCUGCCUGUGUUUAAUUCUGUGAAGGAGGCCAGAGAACAGACUGGUGCUUCUGCCACGGUUAUAUAUGUACCUCCUCCAUUUGCUGCUGCUGCAAUCAAUGAAGCAAUCGAUGCAGAAAUGCCCCUGGUUGUUUGCAUUACUGAAGGGAUUCCCCAGCAGGACAUGGUUCGGGUUAAGCACAGACUGCUUCGCCAGAAUAAGACUCGACUUGUGGGCCCAAACUGCCCUGGGGUCAUCAAUCCAGGAGAGUGUAAAAUCGGUAUCAUGCCUGGUCACAUUCACAAAAAAGGAAGAAUUGGCAUUGUGUCAAGAUCUGGAACCCUGACCUAUGAAGCUGUUCAUCAGACAACGCAAGUUGGAUUGGGGCAGUCGUUCUGUGUUGGGAUUGGAGGUGAUCCUUUCAAUGGAACUAAUUUUAUUGACUGUCUUGAUGUCUUCCUGAAGGAUCCUCAUACUGAGGGGAUCAUAUUGAUUGGGGAAAUUGGAGGAAAUGCUGAGGAAGAUGCAGCAGCUUUCUUAAAGGAAAAUAAUUCUGGUUCAAAUGCCAAGCCAGUAGUGUCAUUCAUUGCUGGUCUCACUGCUCCUCCAGGCAGACGGAUGGGUCAUGCUGGAGCAAUCAUUGCUGGUGGGAAGGGUGGAGCCAAAGAGAAGAUAGCUGCUCUUCAGAGCGCUGGUGUUGUUGUCAGCAUGUCCCCUGCUCAGUUAGGCAGCACCAUCUACAAGGAGUUUGAGAAAAGGAAAUUGCUGUAAGAGAAGAUACUUUGGAAUACUGUCUCCAAAUCAUCAGUGCAGCACCUGACCUCUGCUUAUCUUCUGUUUGCUAAUCUUCAGUUGCCCAAAUGACUGACACUGGUCAUGGAAUUUGACUUGGAAGCCAUAAACCUUUAGGCUAAACCUGUUUUGAUGUCUCCUCGUUUCAGACGUGAUCACUGCACUGUAAAUCACAGCAAAUUAAUAAAUCUACUACUAAACCUGAUUCAUCUUCUUGAAUUCCUGAAGCAGAACCGUUUCUUCAGCCAUCAUAAAGAAACUAAUCAGCCUUGAAUCUUUUGUAACUUAAGCACUGCCCAGUUUAAGGUAAAGUCGCUUAUAGAGAUGCUUUUAAAGGUCAAGGCACUGACUUUUUAUGCACACAAGACAGUUUGCUUUAUUUUUAAAGAUCUUUCUUGUUUGUUGCUGACAAGUAUGUUUGAACAAUAGGCCAAAGUUUCCGUCCACUAAACCAGAGCUGCUGGAUCUGAAGGGGGGUUGCUUGUUGAUCCAUGUAGCUGGGUGUGACUCCAGUCCAGACUUUCUUUUCAAGGCUGAGCCGUGCACAGUGUAGUCCUCUGCUGACACAUAACUGUUGUAUGGAGAGGUGGAAUUUUUAUGCAGAAAAAUGAGUGUAACUUCCAAUGCGAAUAUGUAUAUUCACAGUUGUAACUAUGAAAAUGGUUUGUUCUUUGGCUUACGUUACCUUGCUUUCCUCUUUAACCUGAGCUAGGAUUGCAUUGUUUGCGUGUUCUGAAAUCCCAAUAAUGCUGGGACAUAAUGGACAAGAUUGAGUGAUCUCUGAAAAAGAAUGCAGUAAGUUAUCUUACUUGUUAACCACUCCAAGCACUGUAAUGGAAAGCCUUUUUUUACUUUGGAAAUAGCCCGAACACAGUGCCUAUAAAUUAGUGUUGUAAGCUUUAUCAGAGUGGGCUAAACCCAAGAUUGCUUUCUUUAUAUAAAAAUCCCUGUAACCUGGCACUUGUCUAAAGCUAACCUUGUUCCAUAAAGGUGCUGUUACAAAA